GCGGAGCAGAAUAUAAAAGGUGUGUUGGUGUGUGUGUGGGAGUUGUGGUGUCGUCUGACCUCAAGACCAAUAUGGCGGCUGCUGUAAAAUCUGUCGGUUUUCUCGCCCAGCUCAACAAUUCUUUGAAGAGAUUUGCAUUCAGAGCUUCAGGCUUCAAUCAAUAUGGCUUGUACUAUGAUGACUGUUUGCACGAGACGCCAGAUGUCAUAGAAGCUUUGGAGCGUUUACCACAAAAUAUAAAGGAUGAACGCAAUUUCAGAAUGCAACGUGCACUUCAACUUUCCCUGGUGAAGAAUAUACUUCCCAAGGAGCAGUGGAUUAGUUUUGAAGAGGACCGUGAGAAGGGACGUUAUCUGCAGCCAUAUCUUAAAGAAGUGAUCAAGGAAAGGAAGGAACAAGAAGAAUGGAACAAGAAGUAAAUAUUAUGUAUCUCAUUGAGAACAUUAUGACUAAAUGUUUCAUAUACCAACCUGAAAUUCAUGUAUGCACUAAACAUGAAGAGGAGUUGUCAAUCUUUGUAUAAAAUGUAAAUUAUUACAAUAAUUACUUUAAGUGACCCACAAGAUGAAUUUACUGAAUGCAGUUAAAUGAAAUAAAAGAGUAGAAUGUC
Messenger RNA from Procambarus clarkii (red swamp crayfish), 610 nucleotides. RefSeq names its product cytochrome b-c1 complex subunit 7. Gene Ontology annotation, biological process: mitochondrial electron transport, ubiquinol to cytochrome c. Lineage: Eukaryota; Metazoa; Arthropoda; Malacostraca; Decapoda; Cambaridae. The record is from RefSeq and is a predicted model, not a curated record.